Messenger RNA from Elephantulus edwardii (Cape elephant shrew), 1485 nucleotides. It is a transcript of the gene NAF1, whose product is annotated as nuclear assembly factor 1 ribonucleoprotein. Gene Ontology annotation, biological process: pseudouridine synthesis; ribosome biogenesis; box H/ACA snoRNP assembly. Gene Ontology annotation, molecular function: RNA binding. Gene Ontology annotation, cellular component: sno(s)RNA-containing ribonucleoprotein complex. Lineage: Eukaryota; Metazoa; Chordata; Mammalia; Macroscelidea; Macroscelididae. The record is from RefSeq and is a predicted model, not a curated record. The transcript has 8 exons. Bases 1 to 1485 code for a protein of 494 amino acids.
AUGGAGGUAGUGGAAGCCGCCGCCGUCCAGCUGGAGACACUGAAAUUCAAUGGCACGGGUCUUGGUUCUGACAAUCGGCUGGAGGCACCGACUCCGGGCCUCCCUCCAGAACCAGAACCACAGCCGCCACUACAAGCGGCUGGGGCAUCAUCGACCACUGGGCAGACAGAAGAGGCGAGGCCUGCGGGAGAGCUAGCAGCUCAGCCCUCGGUGGAUGCCGAGGUCAACGGCGACCCGGCCUCACAGUGGCUGCCGGAACCACCACCUGGCGGGAACUGCGUCACGGCUCAGGUUGCGGCUGGACCAGUUCGCAUUCCUAACUCCUUGGAGACCUCGGACUCGGACUCGGACUCGGACUCGGACUCAGAAUCAGACAGCGAUACUGAUUCAGAUAGUUCCAGUUCCUCCUCAUCUUCCUCCUUAUCUUCUUCUUCACGUAUGUCACUGCCUCCAGUGCUGUCAGAUGGAGAAGAUGACUUACUAAAUGAGAAGGAGAAUAAGAAUUUUCCUCUUAAAACAAAAGAUGAGUUACUUCUUGAUGAACUACCUUCUGUUGAAGAACUCACUAUUAUUCUGCCUGAAGAUAUUGAAUUAAAGCCUCUUGGGGUGGUUUCAAGUAUUAUUGAGCAAUUAGUAAUAAUUGAAUCUUUGACAUGUGUACCACCAGUUAAUGAGGACACAGUAAUUUUUAGAAGCGAUCGACAAGCAGCAGGAAAGAUAUUUGAGAUAUUUGGACGUGUUGCGCAUCCUUUUUAUGUAUUACGGUAUAAUUCUUCAGAGCACAUUGAGAGUAAAGGUAUUAAAAUAAAGGACACUAUGUAUUUUGCUCCAUCAAUGAAAGACUUCACCCAGUAUAUAUUCACAGAAAAACUUAAACAGGAAAAGGGAUCUGAUGCUUCUUGGAAGAAUGAUCAGGAACCACCAUUAGAAGCCUUGGAUUUCAGUGAUGAUGAAAAAGAAACUGAAGCCAAACAAAGGAGAAAAUCUCAAAUUCAAGGCCGGAAAAAACUCAGAUCUGAAUUUAAUGAACCAGGUGGAGAUUUUGCAGAAGUACAUCAGAAUUGGAAUGCUCAUUGUUCUGCUUCAGAAUAUUCGAAGGGAUAUCACAAUAGAGAAUUCACAAGAGGAUGUUCCCGGGGGAGAUAUCCUCGACCUUGCCGUGGAAGAGCCCCACCUCAGCAGUUUUAUAAUUCAGAGCAUAUGGUAUCUCAAGAGGCAUCAGGAUUUCCACCUCAGAGACAAGACAGUACUGUGAUGCCACAGUUUCCCUUCCCUCCUCCAGGGUUUGACAUGCAUAAUUUUUCACUCCCUCCACCACCACCUCCGCCACCAUCCAUAAACAUGGGAUGGCCUGCACCUGAUGUUACCUCUAAUCCAUUUCUGUAUUUACCAUACUCUGUACCCCCACCUCCUCCCCCGCCACCCCCUCCUCCUCUAUCCUAUCCUGCAGAUAGUAAAUCUUCUCAUUUUGGGACUUACUAUUAG